AUGGCGGACUCUCCAGGAGCCUCCUCGUCCAGGACGUCUACCGGCGCAGUCAUAUGGGAGAAGACCAAGGACUACUCAAGCACCGCCUACACGAAGGCUCUCAAACCUGGCUUUAACAAGGCUUAUGCUGUCGUCGACAAGCUUGGAGCCCCAGUAAACCGCCUGUCCAACAAAGUCGGCUCCGAAGCCUUCUGGCCGACAACAUUGGAUAAGGAAUCCGAAAAGGCGGCCCGAAUUCUGCGCGGCUUCUGCAAGGAUGGAUUUUACGACCAAGUCGAUGAGAAACAAGAGAAGCUGAUAGAAAAUCGCAAGGCGACAGCAGACGGUGUUCCACAAGGCAAGCAGAGGGUGUUGAAAAAGAUUCCUACAAAGGUCAUCAAAGAGUGUGUCGGCCUGGCGAUAUAUACAACCAUGCGAACCGGCUGGCUUUUUGGAGGCUCUGGCGGUGCCGGUGUGCUGGUUGCGCGACACCCAGAAACCGGAGAAUGGAGUCCUCCCAGCGGCAUCCAGACGCAAAAUCUGUCGUUUGGAUUUCUUGCAGGAGUCGAUAUUUAUGACACAGUGUUGGUCAUAAACUCAUACAAGGCCCUGGAGGCGUUCACUAAGUUACGGUGCACUUUGGGCACAGAAGUAGGCGUUGCAGCUGGGCCCGUCGGAAUGGGAGGCGCUCUAGACACAGAGAUCGUCAAACGACAGUCCCCAAUUUGGUCAUAUGUCAAGACCCGCGGCCUCUAUGCUGGUGUUGCCCUUGAGGGGAACCUUGUGAUUGAGCGAACUGACGAAAAUGAAAGAUUUUACGGUGAGCGGGUGGGAGUAUCGGAUAUUCUUGUUGGCAAACUUCGGUAUCCGCCAGCCGAGAAAUACCAGGUGCUUUUGGAUACAUUAAAAGCGGCACAGGGUGACCUGAUUGACGAUAGUCUGCUUCCAGAAGGUUUAGCCCCCAGUGAUAUGGAGCUCCUGACCGAAGGAGCACCCACCUUCGGUAUUCCCGCUGAAGAUGAUCCCGAUCCAUACGGCGUCAAGGCGUUGGAGGCGGAAGGACUGACAAUUCGGGAGGCCGGGACACAUCAAAGGCCUAGUGCCGAAGUGUUCGAAUUCAGACCCGCCCCGACCAGCCCUAUCUUCGCACAUUUCUCGCGCCGGAGUGUUGAUGGCUCAAUCAGGAGCCGAAAUUGGAGAGAUAGUACUCACAGCCUCGCCAGUGUCGAUCGAGCAACUCAAACGGACGAAGACGAGGCAAACAGUGCUGGACGCAGUCCGAACAGAAACUCAGGGCAAGGUAUCGACCCUCCCACAAAACACAGCCAGCAGGUGGACGAGGAAGAUGAGCAAGAUGGGCUUUCGCGACACCGCGAGGGAUCUCCUUCAGAUAUGGAAUCGGAUGCCGAAAUCCAGACCGCGGUCCCAAUGGUGGCACGAGCCAGAGUCGUGGAAGUACCGAAGCGUGCACCUCCCGCACUGCCACCGCGACAUCCUAAUCGAGUUGUAUCACCUACGUCAGAGUCGCAGCCCCCCGUGGACGGGUUUGACAAAGUCUCGCUGAAUGGGAGUGUCGAAGAAAGGCACGAGGCUGAGAGUAUCCGAUCGCCGACACCCACACGGGAUGCUGCUGAGUCAACUUUUCAUUCUCUUCCAGCUACGCCAGACGAAGAACGCAAGGAAAUGUGA
This is a messenger RNA of Capronia epimyces CBS 606.96, 1668 nucleotides long. RefSeq lists its product as uncharacterized. The coding region runs from base 1 to 1668 and encodes 555 amino acids. The transcript is spliced from 2 exons. Gene Ontology annotation, molecular function: phosphatidylinositol binding. The record is from RefSeq and is a predicted model, not a curated record. NCBI's taxonomy places the organism in Eukaryota, Fungi, Ascomycota, Eurotiomycetes, Chaetothyriales, Herpotrichiellaceae.